CGCGUCAACUGACAGGGGGGCAGGGGAUGGGGGGAGUCCAAAAUAAAACGAGCUGCCGGUGGCCCCCGGUGGGACAGAGGUGAACGCAUACGUCUGGAGCUGGUCUCCAACACUGGGUGGGGUUUUUCUGCUGCUCUGUCGGCUGGUUCUAUUGCCCUGCAGGCCAGGGAUUUUAUCAGGCCACACUGUGGGAUUCUAUCAGCUGAGCUUUCUCUGCUUCUGACGCUAAUCUACAAGGAUUCGCUGCUGGCAGCUCGCUGGUAACCAGGGCAGGACUACCUGAAGACGCAGGGAAGGACCAGGGGAGCGGCGCUCUCUCAGAACCUGACCAGAUCUCACCACUGAAGGACCGCAUGGCCAUGUACCAGGCAGCUGUCUCCAAACAGGACACCUCCAGCUACUCCACUGGGGUCAUGGAGGAGUCAGAGGUCUGCUCUCUGCCUGGGGGUUUCGCCGGCGUAAGGAAACAGUUUGAGGAAAUUGCAACGGCACAAAGCUCUGUCGCCCAGUUCCACUACCAGCAGAGAACUAUGCAGGAGAUGUCACACUCAUCAGAGAUGACAGUGAAGAGUAACACUAGAGAAAGUGUCCCGCCCCUCCAGCAGUCUCAGAUGCACCAUCAUGAAAAGACCGUAUUUAAUCAAGCUGUUGACCAGCACAUGACCUCCAACUCUGAAAACCAUGUUGAUGGAAAUGCAGGGGAAGUUGAUGAAGAUGAUUUAUCCAGACUCUCUGCCAAAGCACUGGCCCAACAUUUCGAAAAAACCAUUGAGGGGGCUACUCCCAGAAAGCAAGUUAAGAUUGAUCGUGGUGUCAGCAAGUUUAACUGGUUCCCAGAGGUUAACGUGUGCCAUCACACUGCAGACUCUGAAACUGACGCCCCAGCGUAUGACACCCAAAAGGCACAGGAGGAGGCCUCUGCCUGUGCCAUCGACGUUGACGACUUGGACUACCUCCCUCCCCCACCACCCGACUUACUAGAGGACCCCGACUUACUAGAAGAGCCCGUGGACAUCCCUGAGUACCUCCCUGAGUACCUCCCCGAGUACCUCCCCGAGCCUCCUGAGCUUCCAAACUCAACUGCUCACCAGUGUGCAGUGCACAAGAGCCACCAGGCUAAACAGAGAGAGCUGCUGGAGCUCAAGCGCCUCUGUAAGCACAUCCACCCAGAGGUCAGGAAGAGCCUGGAGAGAGAGAUCUACGAGGAGGAGAUCCAGUGCCCCCACCAACACCACCACCACCACCACCACCACCACAUGCUGGCUGACCAGGACGAAGACGACGAGCAGCAGUACAUGUAUGAAAACAGUGGCAGCAGUCCCAACGGGAGCCCAGAGAGGGAGUACCUUGAGUGGGAUGAGCUUCUCAGAGGUGAGGUGCAGUCCAUGCGCUGGAGGUUUGAAAACAAGCCCCUGGAUGCCAUAAAGGAUGAAUCCUCCGAUACCGAGGACGACAAAAUACUCACCCAACAAGAAAUCAUUGCUCGAGGCGAUGUGAGACAAACAGCCUGGAUGUUUGAGACUCAGCCCAUGGAUGCUCUGGGUUCAGCUGAUCAGAGAAAUUCAUCUGAUAAAGUACACAGAGGAGAUGUGCGCGCAGCGGCCCGGCUAUUUGAAAACAAGCCCCUUGACAGCCUCAAUCGCAUGCAUGGCAGUGAGGAGGAGCAAGCCAAAGAGGUGGCCUUCACGGAAGAAGUAGUGAAGGGUGAUGUCAAAUCUGUAAAACAUAUGUUUGAAAACCAGCACGGGGAUACAUACGGUUUCACUGAGACUAUUGAUGAAGCCCAUCUUUUGAUUCUUAAGUCAAAACGUGAGGAAAUCCAAUGGGAGGUGAAAACAACCAUCUGGAUGUUUGAGACCCUGUGCAUGUGUGUGCUCAGGGAGCACUCUGGUGAGAUAGUCGAGAUCACCUCUGUUCGCCGUGAAGAGACAGAGAAGGGAGACGUCAAGACCUCAAGGUGGUUUUUUGAAACUCAGCCACUGGAUAAGAUCAAUAAAGAUCUUUCCUUUGUUAGACUCGUGUCCGGCGUUUUCAAGGAGGAUUACCCUCAGGACGACAUCACCGGGUGCAGAUGGCUGUUCGAGACCAAGACUCUGGAUGCCAUGAAUGAUGAGUGGGAAAGUUCCAAAUUCCAGAAGGAAGAGAUUCUUGGAGCUGAUGUACGCAAGCACUGCAUGGUUUUUGAGACACAGCCUAUGGACACCCUAAAAGACAACUCCAAUGCCAGACCAGUGACCACAGAGGAGGUAGUUAGAGGUAAUGUGAGAUCUGCCAGACACUUUUUUGAAGCAGCACCUCAAGACUACUUAAAGGAUCUUUCUGAGGUAGGAAAGCUUAAAAAGGCAAUGCAAUCUGAGGAGGAGAAAGGUGAUGUCAGACACCAGAGAUGGAUGUUUGAAAAUCAGCCGAUUGAACACAUCAGAGACGAAAAGAAAGAGGUGGUUCGCACAGUUAACCUGGAGGAAUUACACUCAGAAUCUGGCUUUAAAGGGGAUGUUCGCAAAAACUGUUAUGUAUUUGAAACUCAGCCAAUGGAUACACUAAAAGAUGAUUCAAAUGAGAGGCCACUGUCCGCCGAGGAAAUUGUUAGGGGUGAUGUACGAUCAGCCAGACACUUUUUUGAGACGGCUCCAGCAGAAGACUUGAAGGAACUUGCGGAUGUGGGCAAACUGAAAAAGAUGGUGGCGUCUGAGGAAGAGCGGGGUGAUGUAAGACACCAAAAGUGGAUGUUUGAGAGUCAACCUCUGGAGGAGAUCCGAGAUGAAAAGAAAGAACUCACACGAACAGUGAACCUAGAGCAUCUUGACAAGGGGGAUGUUGCAAAUUACAAGCAAAUGUUCGAAACCAUUGAUUUAAACAAAUAUGAUGAGACACAGAAGAUUCAAGUGGAGGGAGUAACCUGGGGUGCUGUGAAAUCAAAUAAGGAUCAUUUUGAAAGUAACCCCACAUAUGCAUUGCAGGACAGCUCAGGCCACUAUCAUGAAGUCAAAACAGUUCGUCGAGAGGAAGUAGUCAAAGGUGAUGUGAGAAGCUGCCAAUGGAUGUUUGAAACCCGCCCCAUUGACCAGUUUGACGAAAGUGUCACCAAGUUACAAAUUAUCAAGGGCAUAACACAAGAAGAAAUUGAAUCAGGUGAUGUUAAAACGGCUAAAUGGCUAUUUGAAACACAACCUCUUGAUGGUAUUAAAUAUUUCAGUAACAUCGAUGAUGAGGAAUGUGUCCCCAAAGAGUCUGAGGACAUCGUGAAGGGUGAUGUUAAAACCUGCAAGUGGCUGUUUGAGACGAAACCAAUGGAUGCUCUGUAUGAAAAGGAGGAGAUGAAGACUGACACUCAACAGGUGCACAAAGGAGAUGUUAAGACAUGUACAUGGCUUUUUGAAUCUCAAGCUCUUGAUACAAUCAAGGAGAAUUCAGAGACCAUCCUAAAGACCUGCACAGUGACGCAAGAAGACAUCCAGGGCAAAGAUGUGGGGAUGGCUCGCUUCCUAUUUGAGUCAGAGAAUCUUGAGGAUAUCACCGGAGAGGAGAACGAGGCUUUCAAGAGAGUAACUGAAAUUGACAUUCAGUCUGGAGAUGUGUCUCGUAUGAAGUACAUAUUUGAGAGUCAGUCAUAUGAUGUCAUGUCCUCAACCUCUGAGGAAGUCUUUCAGAAGCUCAAAGCCACACAGGCAGAGGACAUACAGAGAGGAAAUGUGGUGAACUGCAAGUGGAUGUUUGAAAACCAAUCCAUAGAUGCUAUAAACGAGAGUGAAGAUAAAGAAAACAGCCGCACUGUGAUGGAUGUCCAGGGAGGUAAUGUGGAUAAAGGGCGGUUCAUUUUUGAAACCUGCUCUUUGGACAAAAUUCAGGAGGUGUCCUCUGAGUCAGAGAUGUCUAAAUUACAGAGAAUUCUGUGCCAGGAAGAUGAGAAAGGGGAUGUUAAAAAUUAUGCCAUGAUGUUUGAAACACAGCCGUUAUACGCUAUCCAAGACCAAGAGGGACAUUACCAUGAGGUAACCACUCUCACCAAAGAGGAAGUUCUGAAGGGUGAUGUGGUUGGCGCCAGGUGGUUGUUUGAAACAAAGCCUCUUGAUUCAAUCAGAGACACAGAUGAGGUGUACGUCAUCAAAGCAGUUACUGAGGAAGAUGUCCAAAAAGGUGAUGUGAACUCAGUCAGGUAUAGGUUUGAAACACAACCACUUGAUACCAUCGCUGAAGACCUGAAAGAGAGGACAAAAACUGUAGAGGAUGUCCAAGGUGGAGAUGUGCAAUCAAACAAAAUGCAUUUUGAAUCUGAUCUGAUGUCCCAACAGCUGGUGCGAACAGUUAGCAUGAGUGAAAUCCACAAAGGCGAUGUCAGGAGUGCAACGUGGAUGUUUGAAACUCACACUAUUGAUAAAAUACAUGGUGAAACCUCGGAUGAUGAGUCUGAGGUUGUCAAAGAGGAAGAGGACAUUAAAGGAGAUGUGAAGCAGUCUCUGUGGCUAUUUGAAAAAAAUCCUUUCGAUCACAUCAAAGAGAUGACCGAGCCUACAGAGGCAGUGGUUCGUGAAUCCAUUCCAAAGGCUGACGUGAGAUCUGCCACAAGGCUUUUUGAAACAACCCCAAUCACUGAUUUCAAUGAGAAGAACUUGGAGAAAACUGAAAUCAUCGGUAAAAGCAUCAAAGACACCCUUAAUGAUCUGUACAGUCAUAGAAUGGUCGCAUCAAAAGGCAUACUACUUGAAACGGAUGACAUUGGUGAUGUCAGAAUGGCAAAGUACAACCUGAUGAAUAGAGACGCCCCUGAGAUCCAGAGGGAGGAGGUCAUCAGAGGAGAUCUCCAGAACAUCAUGAUGAACCUCCUGACGAGACACGACUCAGCAGAAAACCGCAUCAGGGUAGACACCGGUGAGAGGGCUGACAUUGACAGUACCGUCCAGCAGCUGUUUAGUCAAAAGAAUAUCAGCGUUGAAAAGGAAGAAAUAAUCAGGGGAGACAUACAAGAGGCCAUCAGCAACCUCCUGAAGGAAGAGAGCUCAGCUAAACGUGGCAUUCUGCUUCAGGAAGACGAGAUGGGAGAUGUCCACAUGACCAUAUAUUCACUUCUCAAUAAGCAGGAUGACACUACUGUUGAAAAAGAAGACAUCAUCAGAGGUGAUCUGCAAAGCACCUUACAGAGCCUAUAUAGCCAAGAUGAAGGGCAGAGGAUGAAAAUAGAAGUGGAUGCGACAGAAAAGGGCAACGUCCAUUUCUACUCAACCUGUAUUGAGUCAGGUGCAGUGGAUUACCUGAAACAACUUCAAGCAGAUCCAGAUGAAGACCUGUCAAACAGCGUGGAGAAAGAGGAAAUAGUCGCCGGCGAUGUCAAAAGUACAAAACGUAUACUGAUAAACAAUCAAAUGCAAAUUGAGCGCACAAUAGACAGGGAUGAAAUGGUUCGAGGAGAUGUUCACAGCGCUGUCAAAGUUUUCACCACAGAGCCUCAGCUCCUCUCCCUGCAGAAAGAGGAGAUAGUCAGAGGUGAUUUACAAGCUACAUUGCACUCCUUAACAGAGUCUGUAAACCAAAAAGUGAUGCUUGAAAAAGAGGAAGUAAUAAAAGGGGACAUCCCUGCAGCUCUCAGGUGCUUGGAGGAGGCCCAGUAUCAACCCAAAGAUGUGGAAAAGCCUGAAAUUGUACCAGGCAACAUCAAAGGAGCUCUUAAGUCGCUCGAGGAAUCAGCAACCAGCAAAGUUGAAAUUGUAAUUGAAGAUUUAGUGCCUGGAGACAUCAAAGGUGCUUUAAAAUCACUGGAGGAGGCAAAACAAGCAGUGAAAGGGUUGGAGAGGGAGGAGAUUGUUAAAGGGAACAUUCACAUGACCCUGCAGAGCUUGCAGGUGUCCUCUAAUGAGAGGAAAGUUUAUCAUCAAGAAAUUGGUGUCCAGGGAGACGUGAGGGGUGCUAUUCAACAGUUACUGGUGCAGCCGUCCUCACCUCAGCCACAGAGGAGGCCAAGCAUAGAAGGAGAUGUAAAGAUGUCCAUUAAAUCUCUGUAUGAAAUGCAAGAGCAGACACAGGGAGAGAAAGAGGAAGUCAUAAAAGGGGACGUUAAAGGCACAAUAAAAAAUCUGCUUGAAACCGCAGAGCGUGCAAGUGCUAAAAUCCAGAGAAAAGGGCCAACCAAAAAGGUUAAAAUUCCGAAAGCUCAGCUACACGCACACCACGACAUCUGCUGUGAGUGUGCCAUGGAGAAAAUCAAAUCAAAUCCUGGGGUGAAAAAUAUGAGGCCUAAAGGCACAAAUGAGUCAGAGAGAAAUGCACAGAUCACAACUACAAAAUCAACCACUGUCAACACAGUUGAGUCCGAGACUGAGCUCUCAAGUAACCAGAGUGAGACUGAGACUCUGUUGGAGCACAAGAAGAUCACACAGAAGCACGGCAUUAAAACACUGCGCACGGAGUUCAGAAACCUGAAGGCAAAUCAAAAAGGCAUGAUCAAGCUGGACAAAACCAAAGUUAAAACAGAAAUCAUACGCGUGCCUCUGCCUGAGCCGGAGCUCCCCCUCCCUCCCCCACCCCCACCCCUAGUGCUGCCAGAGUGUGAGCCAUGCCCCACCCCACCUCCUCCUCCUCCGUCUUUCCUCCAAGGCGAUUUUGACCUCCCUCCCCCUCCUACGCCUCCCCCUCCUCCUCUUUCUCCUCUUCCAGCCGAUUCUGCAAGACUCGAUCUGGACAUGUUACCACCACCACCUACUCCUCCACCCGCUAUGACGGAGCAGGACUUCCUACCUCCUCCUCCCUCUCAGCAGGAGCUUGAUGCUAUGCCAUCCCAGACCCCCAACACCUCUGUUAAGAAGGCAAAGAAGAUGACUGUCAAAAAGGUCAAAGCCCUUGAAUUGUGUAAAGUGCCAAAGCUCGAGCCGGUGGUGCCACUGCAACAGAAGCAGGAGUGUCACAUGUCACUAAAGUCUGUGUCACAUGUGACCUCGACAAGCGUCAAGACAGUGCAGGAAAUCAGUAAAACCGAAAGUCAGAAAAGCGAGACGGUAUCAGUCGAAACAACUAAGCCAGAAUCGCCUCUGCCAAAUGUGAAAGUUUCGACAGUGAAACUCACUCCACCUCCCUCACCAACUCCGAAAAGGAAAUCUAAAUCAAAUUCUUCCAAAUUUAAGACCCCCUUAAUUUUGUCUGAGCAAAAGUACAAAAAGGAAGAGGAGAAUCUGCCUCCCAGCGUCUCGUCGUUUGAAAUUCAAAUGCACGAGUCAGUCAGCGCUACUCUCGAAAUGCUUUCCACACAGACCAAAAGCACAGAGCAAUCAGAGAGGAGCGUAGCAUUUGAUUUCACUCAAGAGCAAGCUGAAAAGACUGUGACCAAAGCUGAAUCAGACACACCAUCGCAUGAAUCAUCCGAGCUCACGGAGCCAUCAGACGUUCCCUCAAGCAAGCCUUUGAUCUUUGACAUAAAUGAGAAAUCUCCUCCAAAAUCUGCCGUGAUUUCCUCAGCUAAACAGAACAUUAUCUCUAAUCAGACUUCUCUUGCUUCAUCAACGAUGCAACACAAAACUGUUUCUACUAAAAAGCACAAGACUAUUACCACCAAUAUGCAACAGGUGACCUCUAUGUCCUCUAUUCAAUCUGUCUCUAUGGUUAACAACACAACAUUGUCGACAGCCACUGCAAAAGUAUCUACUGAUGCAGAACAGUCUGAAACUGCUCUUAAAAAUGUCACAGAGAGCAAAGUGGAGGUCAUAAAAGACGUUAAAAAUCUUCUAAGUAAAUCCCCUAAGCCUGAGAGGAAGAAAGCAAAAUGCCCCCCUGAUUCAUCCAAAGAAGUCAAACAAAGUGUGGAUGACAGUGUUGCCGCAGCAAAUCCACAGGCUCCCAAAAAAGCAAAGAAGUCCAAAAAGUCUGCCAAACAGGAGGGGGUCACAGAGAAGCCACCAGCUCUAAAACAGGAGGAAGUCACAGAGAAGCCACCAGCUCUAAAACAGGAUGGGGUCACAGAGAAGACACCAGCUCUAAAACAGGAUGGGGUCACAGAGAAGACACCAGCUCUAAAACAGGAGGGAGUCACAGAGAAGACACCAGCUCUAAAACAGGAUGGGGUCACAGAGAAGACACCAGCUCUAAAACAGGAUGGGGUCACAGAGAAGACACCAGCUCUAAAACAGGAUGGGGUCACAGAGAAGACACCAGCUCUAAAACAGGAUGUUAACGAGACACAAGACACCGGUGAGAAAAAGGUCUCUGAGACAAAAGCCAAAGAAGUGAAGGUGAAGGAGACAAUUCAAAGGCCAAGUCGUGAUGCCUCUGUUGAUUCCAAAAAUGGUAAAUCAGACACUCCCACGAAAAGGAGGAAGAAGAAGAGAUCAAAGAGGAACAAAGAGGAGGGAGCACAGCAGACUCCUGCUGCCUCCCCGAUUGUGUCAAGGAAGGCCGUCUCUGAGAAGUCAGUUCAGAAACAGGAGGAAAUUGCGGAGGUGCAGACACAUCAAGCUGUCCAGCAGGAGCACAUUAAGGUUCACAAAGAGGAGGUGAUUAUCACGGAAAGUAAAAUUGAGCAGAGCUUCCAGCAACAGGGCACAGUCAAACAUCAAAAGCAGGUCAAGAGCUCUCAGAAAAAGAGAGGAGAAACAAGCAACCAGCCGAGUCAAGAGAAAUCAAAGGAUGAAAGUCAAGUCAUUCCAGAGGCGUCACACAGACUUGGAGAGGUAGAGAAGUUGCUGGCACAUAUCAUCGAGCUGCAGGGAACUUUAAGGAAAAUGGACUCUAAGUCUGUGAAGAUGCUGCUUAGAGAAAUCCCUGAGUGGCUGAUAGAGCCUGAGGAGAUGACUAAUCUGGAAGAUGAUGCCAAUGAAAAUGAUGAACAGGCACUCAAGGACACUGUCGCUUAUGUCAAACAUAUUGUGCAGGCAAAACUUGGAUCUCUGGAGGGUAUCCAGGCAACAGUGGAAAAGCAUCAAUCCAAGGCCACGUCUGAAAAGGGUCAAACACAGAGAAUCUCAAAGAUAACCAUUGGUUCAACUAAAGUCGAAUCAUCCAAAAAGAAAAAGUCCAGAUCUGAGAUGAAAGAGCUGAACAAAGUUGUGGUAAAAACGAUCGACCCCCGAGCACCCUCACCUUCACUGCGCAUGCGUCCUCCCUCACCCACAUUCAUCUCCAUUCAGUCCACAAAAAGAACAGACUCGCCCCAGAGAGUUGCCCCCUCACCUCCCCCAAUGUUCAGGUCAGCCACCCCACCAACACCCCCUCCUCGCAGGUCAGAGACGCCCACGUCACGCCUGAGCAGGGCCUCUCCCUCGUCCACCCUCUCCAGGUCUGACAGCCUCACCAGGCUGAGGGAGGCCACUGCCAAACUCUCCCGCGGACCAUCCCCAGAUCCAGUGCUACACCCUGUGCAGGUCAUGCCAAAGAGAGCCGAAGUUGUGGCAUCCCCGGUGUCGUUCCACCGGCAGAUCAAAAUCGAGGGGAAGACCAUGGAGCCUUUGGAGACCUCAGAGGGGGCUGACACAUUAAAUGAUACAACAUCAGUGAGAGACAAGACGGAAUUUUUUGAAGAGGCACGCAGAGCAAAGGAAAAUAAAAUGUAUGUGCGAAAGGAUCCCAUCGACAUCCCCGAACGCCUAGGCCCAGACACCGAGGAGCCCGAGACAGAGAGAGAAAAAGAGGAACUCCCCAAGGUUGACCUUUCUGGCCUCCUCAACAAAUUUGAAACUCCCAAAGAGAAGGUCUAUGUUAGAAAACACCCCAUCGACAUACCAGAGAGGCUUGGUAGUGAGACGGAAGACAUGGAGACUGACACAGAGGAACAAGCCGCUCAACAGGAAGAGAUGCCAGCGUUCGACAUCAAGGCUAUUAAAAAUGUUUUUGAAAUGAGUGAGCAAAGCCUUCCUGUCAAAGAGGAGAAAAACAAAGAGGAGGAGCUGGAUGCCGAAGUGAGAGAAAUUACAUCAGGGGCUUCAAAGGAGGAAAACUCCCAGGAGACAAAGCCCAGCUCCCCGUUGAACCUGCCUUUGCCUUCACACAAACAAGAGCUAACAGAGAAGUCAGUUGACCCAGUAGGGUUUUCCGAAACAAAAACAAUCUCGGAGCAAUACUCCGGCACUGAUGAAUUUGGCAACAAGAUAACCGGAUCAAAAACCACAACCUCGGUCUCCCAGCGCUCAGAGAGCGUUAAAGUGGCUCCGUUCGUGCCUUUCUCGUACGCCGACGCUCUGAAAAAGAAAACUUCAGAGGGCGCAAAGGCUGAGGACGAUGUCUCCACGGACGAGCUACUGAGGAACUUCCAGCAGACGUGGAGUGAGAGUGAGACCGUGUUUAAGAACCUGGGCUACAGCGUCUCAGAGGAAAAGACUUCACAGCUGACAUCACAGCAGAAGAAGACCGAUUCGAGUUCCAAAGUCAGAGCUAUGCACAGUGUGUCGAAGAAGGGUGUUUCCAAUGGAGUCUCUAAUCGCAGACAAAAAAAACUUCCAUAAAUCCUGUUUCUUCUGUGAGCACUGCAGGAGUAAAUUAAGCCUUGGCAACUACGUCUCUCUCCAUGGACAUUUGUACUGCCCCCCACACUUCAAACAGCUCUUCAAGACCAAAGGAUAUCUUGAUGAAGGAUUUGGACAAAAUGACCUUUUGGAUUUACACCACUCACAACACCAACAUCUUAGCAGAGACAGUAUUAGAAUAAUUGUCCCCAAUGAUAGACAAGAGUGGAGAUACUCUGUCUCGCAAAGCAGUGUCUGCUCGACCGAGAGAGACAGUCUCAACACCACUGACAGAGAAACAGGCAAACCAUCAGGAAAAACAAAUCCGAACAGCAGCAAAAUAUCCCUGACAUGGCCCCCAGAAAAAGAUUCCCAGAAAAAUUCUUUAUUUGUAGACCCAGACAUAAAAGUUGUCAAGCCAGACUGGCCUCCCAAAAGUGAUACACCCCCAAAGUCUCCCAAACGUCACCAAAGAAAAGCAAUCCCAAAGAGCUAGCAACACAGGCACAGAGGCUAAAUCAGCAUAUAACAGAAAUCACAAAACAAACAUAUCUGUAUCAUAAAACCAUCUUUUUAGAGGUUUUAGAGGUGCUGUAUAGAGCACGUAAACACAUAAUGAAAGCAUUACGAGGCUCAGGACUGUGGAUACCUUGUGGGAAAUGAAGGCAAAUAUGUAGAACGUGAAUACAGAGGGUACUGUGAAGGAUGCCGACCUGCCAGGGAAGGAGCAGAGUGCGAGAACAGAGGACGAUUGGAUUGAAAGUGGAUGUUUUGAUGAACACACAAGUAGCAGGUAAUGAAUGUGCUGAGAGUGCAAAGACAUGGAUUGGAAAAUGUAUGGAGGAGCCGAAGAUGGAGAGAGGGAAUCUCAUGGAAAGACUCUGAAAGGAUGUUUCAUUUCGUUUCAUAUACGACUUUUACCAGAGAGCAAAGCCCCAAUGUCUGUGCAAAAGCAUUAUCAGAAGCCCUCUUUUAGAUAGCAUCACCAGACAGCAUCAUUUUAAAUAGCUCUAAUGGACCUGUUAGUGUUUUAAAAGUUAAAGAUCCUGAAAUCAUAAUUCAUGUACUGCCAAAUGUGUUCUAUAGGUAGGGAACACAAACACAAACAUACAGCAAUUCUGUUUGAAAGAAAUGGUCACAUUCUUUGUUUACAUACCUCAUUGUUUUUUUUUUUAUCUUUACAGAUGUACAACAUUUACACACUGUAUUGAACGAUAGUCACAUUUGCUCCCAUCUUGUACAAAGGCCAUGGAGAGAGAGAGUUACAAUAGGACUAAUUUAUUAGGGUUUCACCAUUUGUCAGUAUAUAUAUUUUUUAUUCUUUGUAAGGUUGUAAUAUGUCCUGGAAAGUCUUUUCUGCAUAUCUUCAUUUUUACUUUUACAUUUUCAAGCACCUGGUGUGCAGUUGAAAGAACAAAUCAAAUAUGUUUCUUUCUUUAUCAUGUCAUAUCUAAUUGGCAUUAAUUGUCUUUCUUUUGGAUAUUUUUAAUUCUAUCCUAAACAGGAAAUAUUUUACAAGGUAUAUUUUAUCUUAGAUUAGUCUUAUAUUCUUUGUAAAAAAAAAAAUCAAAACAAAAAGACGAUUCCUGAUAUUGUCAUCUUGUCAGGCUGGUUCAACAAUAGUCUUUAUAAUUUAUUGAUUCAGCAACAAUAAAUGAUAGUAAAACC
This is a messenger RNA of Clupea harengus (Atlantic herring), 12086 nucleotides long. It is a transcript of the gene xirp2b, whose product is annotated as xin actin binding repeat containing 2b. Gene Ontology annotation, molecular function: actin filament binding. The record is from RefSeq and is a predicted model, not a curated record. Gene Ontology annotation, cellular component: stress fiber; focal adhesion. Gene Ontology annotation, biological process: actin cytoskeleton organization; actin filament organization. Lineage: Eukaryota; Metazoa; Chordata; Actinopteri; Clupeiformes; Clupeidae.